CAAUUUAAACGGACGAGUAGUCAGUUGGUUAAAUUCUCAAAACUCAACUCAAACCGAGCAAUCAUUAAUUGACCAUUGUCGAACAUAAACUUUUUUAAAUGCAGAUUUGACAUAUUGUUUUACUAUUUUGUUCGGAAUCUGCUGACUUUUAUCCGAAUAUUAACUUUUUAAAUUAUAAUUGUUCCGAUAUGGCAUCUUUUCAGAUUCAUGACGAUCAAGAAAACCAACUCACGAACAUUGGUAGAUUGAAAUCCAAUGGCCUGAAGAAUAACGUGAAGCCAUUUCAGCAAAAGCGCACUGUUCUGGGCGAUAUCAAUUCAAAUCCUAAUAGAAUAUCUACAAGAGCAACUAAACAAGAAUUAAAAGCAACAGAAAAAUCUCUCAAAAACAAAAAUGACUUUGUUAUUCAUGAGGAUGUGGUGGAGGAGAAGGGAUCCAAAAAGUUGGUUGUUGUGGAGACCAAACCGGCCUCUCAAGCUGUUGUGCCAAAACAGAAAAUUAAGGAAGAUAAAGAAAACAAUAAAAAUACAGAUGCUGGGUUGGAGUUGUCUGAUGCUGUCAUUUCAGUGCCCCGACAACCGCUGAAAGAUUUAAAGAUUUCAGAACCAGUUGAAGAUGUUAGGGAGGAAGAGGAGGCUAUGUCUGAGAGCUAUAGCAGUCCAGAGCAGUCUUCACCUAUGUCACUGGAGUCUGUGAGGAUCAGUUCACCUCUGGUGCGCCACACCAAGCCACACCUGCAGCUGCUGUACGAUAUGGAGGAGUACCGGAGUGAUAUAUUCCAAUACCUGCGUCAAGCUGAGAAUCGUCAGAGACCCAAGGCCCUGUACAUGCGGCGGCAGCCUGACGUGACCUACUCCAUGCGCUCUAUCCUAGUAGACUGGCUGGUGGAAGUAGCAGAGGAGUACAAGUUGCAGACGGAGACACUGUACCUGGCUGUGUCCUUCAUAGAUAGAUUCCUUAGCGUCAUGUCUGUAGUGAAAGGAAAGCUGCAACUUCUCGGGACUGCUGCCAUGUUUGUUGCUGCUAAAUAUGAAGAGAUCUACCCUCCGGAUGUGGGCGAGUUUGUUUACAUCACAGACGACACCUACAACAAGAGACAAGUGCUGAGGAUGGAGCAGCUCAUCCUCAAGGUUCUUGGGUUCGAUAUCUCUGUACCUACCAUCUACUCAUUCCUGGUACACAUUGCUGUUGACUGCAACCUUUCUGUACGACUCACCAAUCUUGCCCAGUACCUGUGUGAGCUGACACUGUUGGAGGGAGACCCCUACCUGAUGUUCAGUCCCUCAGUGGUGGCCAGUAGUGCACUGGCUGUGGCUCGUCACUGUCUAGAGUACGACCAGGUGUGGACCAAGGAGUUACAAGAGACCACUGGCUACAGUCUGGCUGAGCUGGGACCUUGUAUUGCUCAUCUCAACACAACUCACAGCAAGGCGGCUGGUCUACCGCAGCAGGCUAUCUGCGAAAAGUACAAGACUCAGAAAUGGCAGAAAGUAAGUGAAGUUGAGCCCAAAGCUUUACGAAUCGUAUGAGAAUACUAACUGAUUCUAUCUUAUUGUUGAUGCCCUGCUUUAAUAGGGAUCCACUAUAACCCCCCACUUCACAUCCACAACUAUACAAUUGCAUUUAGCACAUAUUGUGCCUUUUAUGGUAAUUUAUUCUUAACUAUUGUUGAUGUAUUUUAACUUAUUAACACGAUUUUACCUAUCUUGUUCUAUUGGCUCCUAUAUAUCCAAAUUUGUAUUGUAAACUUGUUCCAAACCAUAUUAUUUGUAUCCAUAUUAUUAAAUAUACUCUGAGGGUUUGUUUAUUGAUUGCUGUGUAUUUUUGUACAGUAUUGGUGAUGUAUAUAUAAGUUAUUUGUACAAAUUGUCUUAAGCUCGCUAACUUUGCGGUACUAUGUCCUGCAGUGAUUAUUUGUUAGUACAAACCUUUUGGGUCUGUUUUAAGAUUAAUCUCUUAGUCCUAUAAAUUUUAGUAGAUAUGAUUUGUUUUAUACUUUUAGAAUAAAACGUUUGUUGUGAUAUCAAUUUCA
Macrosteles quadrilineatus (aster leafhopper) is the source of this 2032-nucleotide messenger RNA. Its product is annotated as cyclin-A1. Gene Ontology annotation, biological process: mitotic cell cycle phase transition; regulation of cyclin-dependent protein serine/threonine kinase activity. Gene Ontology annotation, cellular component: cytoplasm; cyclin A2-CDK2 complex; nucleus. Bases 189 to 1529 code for a protein of 446 amino acids. Gene Ontology annotation, molecular function: cyclin-dependent protein serine/threonine kinase regulator activity. NCBI's taxonomy places the organism in Eukaryota, Metazoa, Arthropoda, Insecta, Hemiptera, Cicadellidae. The transcript is spliced from 7 exons. The record is from RefSeq and is a predicted model, not a curated record.